UUGCCCAGCAGACCCUCAUCAUUGGACUGCGUCAGGAGGAAGUGGCCCCGCUCCGAGGUAGAGGAAGUAGAAUUAUAAAGGGGGAGUCCACCACACAUGGUUUUGAAGCUUUUAUAAAAGACAACGUGCAUGCUUUGUUGGACGUUGUUGGAAAGAAGCAGAAACAAGCAGACGAAAACAUCCCAAAGGGUAACCACUAGUGUUCUUGCAACAUUCAUCCCAGGCUUCCAGCCCAGCCCACCCCAGGCCAGGUGAUCGGCCGCCACAUCCCCUGCGACUGAAGAACCUGCUCCUCCAUGGACUUGCCAAGAGCCGAGCGCCUUCGCUCCACGCUGCAGCGCAGCCUCCGGGACUCCGAUGGGGAAAACGGUAAAAUCAAUGUCCUGGGAGAGGAGGUAAAUGAAGACGAGGAGGAAGACGAGGAGGAGGCAAGCCAGCAGUUCCUAGAGCAGCAGCCCCAGCUGGAGCUGCAGGUGGCGCGGCGGGGCGGGGGUGAGCUUCCCAGAGAGCACAACGAGGGCGGCGGCGGCCCGAGCGACCCCUCAGACUUUGGCACCAAGUUCAGGAUACCGCCGAGGUAUGCGGCGGCCUCUGGAGACGCCUCGCAGGCGGCAAAGCCCCCCUACUCGUACAUCGCGCUCAUCACUAUGGCCAUCCUGCAGAGCCCGCACAAGCGCCUCACUCUCAGCGGCAUCUGCGCCUUCAUCAGCGGCCGCUUCCCCUACUACCGCCGCAAGUUCCCCGCCUGGCAGAACAGCAUCCGCCACAACCUCUCGCUGAACGACUGCUUCGUCAAGAUCCCCCGCGAGCCGGGCCACCCAGGCAAGGGCAACUACUGGAGCCUGGACCCCGCCUCCCAGGACAUGUUCGACAAUGGCAGCUUUCUCCGGCGCAGGAAGCGUUUUAAGCGCCACCAACCGACCUCGAGAGCCCACCACCUACCCCACCCCUUCCCUCUACCCGCUUCUCCGGCCGCCCUGCACAACCCCCACCCGAGCCUUGUGCUUGGGGCCCCUGCCCCGCCGCAGCCUCUCCUGGGGGCCUACUCCACCGCCGCCCCCGGGAGACGCCCAUGCGCUCUGCUGCACCCGCAUCCUCUUCGCUACCUACUGCUCUCGGCCCCCGCCUAUGCAGAGGCACCGGGGAAAGCAGAAGGCGCCGACCUGGUGACCCCUGGCACCCUUCCAGUUGUGCAGCCCUCGCUAGGUCCCCAGCCUUGGGAGGAGGGCAAAGGUCCCGCGUCGCGACCAGAAGGUGGAUGCAUCUCUUUCAGCAUUGAGAGUAUUAUGCAAGGGGUCAGGGGAGGCGGUACCGGGGCUUCGCAGAGUUUGUCCCCGACCCCUUGGAGCUACUGCCACCUGCUGCAGCGCCCAUCAUGCCUGUUGCAUCCCCAGACCGCUGCCCCUUUGCUGCACGUUUCCGCCGCCACCGCUGCUCGGACAAUUUUGCAGCAACAGCAGCAGCAUCAGGAGGAGGAAGUCUGCGCCGACGGCUGCGCUCCCACCAAGGGCGCGGUGCUGGGAGGGAACCUGUCUGCCGCCUCGGCGCUGCUUAGGUAUCAGUAUCAGGCAGUGGCAGAGGGCUCUAGGCUGAUUUCGCGGGCUGUCCCUUUGGGAGGAGAGGGGACCUCACCUGCUUUUUGAGUAGCACCCACGCCCAGUUCCCUGGCCAACUCUGCAGGGCGCUCCAAGAGCUAGGUGGGAGGGCGGAGCGACCCGCAGCUGCUCACUCCACCUUGCGCGGCCCAGAGUGGGCCUGUGCAUUUGAAUCGCGCUGCAGAGAAAACACAAACUUCUGUUCGCUGCAAAAUAGUUAAAGGAACAGCUGGAUUCCGUUCCUCUAAAAACCACCUGAACGUAAACUUCGAAGGGCGUCAAGUCAUUUUUUCUUGCCUUCAGUUGUGGCUUCCACGGCUUUCCCGAUUUGCACAUUUCCCGGGAAACUAUGAAAGUGAGUGGGUAUUUUGUUCUGGUAUUAAAAGUAAAACAAGCAAGCAAACAAAAACACAGCCUCCGACGCCAAACAUGUUCCCCCUUCUUCACUUCCUUGGAACUGGAAGUAUUAUUCUAAGUGCAAAAUGCGUCCACCCUCUGUGUCUUCCUGAUAGGGAUGUGUACUGUAAGUAGGAUGUUAAUAUCAGAACAUUGGUAUCUGUGUGACUGACGUGCCAUCUUUCAUGUUAAAAUUAAGGUAUUAAAAUUAAGCCUAGUUAUAUAGACGAAAUAAAAUGCUAAGUCACUACACUA
Messenger RNA from Saimiri boliviensis boliviensis (Bolivian squirrel monkey), 2246 nucleotides. RefSeq names its product forkhead box D4 (gene FOXD4). The record is from RefSeq and is a predicted model, not a curated record. NCBI's taxonomy places the organism in Eukaryota, Metazoa, Chordata, Mammalia, Primates, Cebidae. Gene Ontology annotation, molecular function: DNA-binding transcription factor activity, RNA polymerase II-specific; RNA polymerase II cis-regulatory region sequence-specific DNA binding. Gene Ontology annotation, biological process: cell differentiation; anatomical structure morphogenesis; regulation of transcription by RNA polymerase II.